Ostertagia ostertagi is the source of this 447-nucleotide messenger RNA. The record is from the annotation of a GenBank genome assembly. NCBI's taxonomy places the organism in Eukaryota, Metazoa, Nematoda, Chromadorea, Rhabditida, Trichostrongylidae.
AUGUCACGGAAAGAAGUGCCUCACCACUCAUGCUUGCUCCGGAAUGCCGAGUGCGUGGAAUGUAAGCGAGGAGUGUGGGAUCAUGGCCUAUCAUGUAAUCGUCUCGGUGCGUACACUUGCAUGCGAUGCAAAAUCUGCUUUUGUGAUGAACAUGUUCGACGUAAGGGAGUGGUGAUCAAUAAAUCACAGGAGAUACCUUGCCCGAAAUGUACCUGUCCCGUCAAAGAAACCAAGGAUUACAGUGUUUCCGUACGGCGACAUGACUACGGCAGGCAACAGCGUCCGGACUAUGAAACGGGUGACGAUGAUGAUGCUGGUUACACGGGCGGCUACGUUUACAAGAGGCGCUACAAAGCGCUGGAGCACAAUUCGAGAAGGUGGACUGUAGCAGACAAGCGUUUUCGCAUCAGUGGGCAUGCAUGGGGUGUGCGUAGAUGCAAGCAAUAG